AUGUCGGACUCUGUAGACCGCGUCUUCGUCCAUGCCCUCAAUACCGUGAAGCGGAUUCCCCGGACGGGAACCGCGCGCCCUCCCGCCGCCGAGCGCCUGAAGCUUUAUGGCUUGUACAAGCAGAGCAUGGAGGGGGAUGUCGAGGGUGUGAUGGAUCGUCCGAUUGGGAAUACUCCCGAGGUUCAUGGUGAAUGUGAGAAGUGGUAUGGCAACCCUGUCCUGGCACUCCAGAUGCUGGAUGCUGAUCGAUCGCUGACUUCAACUGUGUCCAGGGAUGCAUGGUAUGCCCAGCGCGACACGUCGCGCACCGAAGCCAAACGCCGCUAUAUCUCCACCUUGAUCGAUACAAUGCACCAGUACGCAUCGCAGACGCCCGAAGCACGCGAAUUAGUUUCAGAGCUGGAGUUUGUCUGGGAUCAGAUCAAAUUCAAUGCCUCCUCGUCCUCUUCUUCUAGUCCGCUGAAUAACGUCGGCGUUCCGCCCUUAUCGCGCAGUGCUUAUGGGAGUAUUGGCAGUCGAUUAGCGCAGUCGACUGAGGACUACGAACGUCCGGACCGCAGGGCGAAUGGGAGUCGUCGAGAUCGCGAUUCCAGGUUACGGGUUCUGAGUCCGGUUAGCCAACCGGAGGAAGAGGAAUACUAUCGACGGAGGUCUAUGGACGAUGAAGAUCAGGACCCUAAUGAUGAUGACGAUGAAGAGGAAGAGUACGAAGAAGCUCGCGAUAGCUUAUAUGAAGACCAGGACCCCGAAGAACCCGAUCAUGCCAGCACCAAUACCAAUACGAAUACUGAGGCGGAGUCCUCCCAUCGGCAUCGCAAACAGGCCUCUGCAAUAAGCAUUGGUAGCAGUCUUCACCGUCGAGAUUCCCAGUCUCAGGGGGACCCUGCCAACCCGCGAAAUAGCCACUGGCGCCGUCGAGUCGAGCAGGCCUUGACGAAGAUGACCGCUGAGAUUGCUGCCGUCCGGGAGCAGAUGGAGGCGCGUUCGGUUUCUCACCGCAGGCGCUCGGGUCUCUGGGCUUGGGUCAAGUGGGCGUUGUGGAUUGCUGUGCGGCAGAUCAUAUGGGAUCUGGCUAUGCUCGGCGCAUUAUUGAUCUGGAUGCGAUUACGUGGUGAUCGUCGUGUUGAAGCUCGACUCAAGACGGGCUGGGCUGCAUUGAAGGCUCGGCUAGGGAAAUUGAGGGUUACGAGAGUUGACAUGCCUAUCUUGCCUUGA
Molecule: messenger RNA, 1215 nt
Organism: Penicillium nucicola
Lineage: Eukaryota; Fungi; Ascomycota; Eurotiomycetes; Eurotiales; Aspergillaceae
Product: acyl-CoA-binding domain-containing protein
Exons: 3
Coding region: 1-1215 (404 amino acids)
Biological process (GO): fatty acid metabolic process
Molecular function (GO): fatty-acyl-CoA binding
Source: RefSeq, a predicted model, not a curated record